Entamoeba nuttalli P19 is the source of this 2055-nucleotide messenger RNA. RefSeq lists its product as hypothetical. The transcript has a single exon. Bases 1 to 2055 code for a protein of 684 amino acids. NCBI's taxonomy places the organism in Eukaryota, Evosea, Mastigamoebida, Endamoebidae. The record is from RefSeq and is a predicted model, not a curated record.
AUGGAACAAAUAACAAAUGGAUCUCUUCUUGAACAACAAAUAUUGGCAUCAAAAAGAGAUGAAAAGAAAGAAGUCUCUAUUCAAGAAGAAAGUUUUUCUGGAAUUCAUGAGGAAGAAAAUAAACCAGAAACACAAACGAAUUUAUGGGGAGGUAUUGCUUUGAGAAAUGAAAAUUCAUCUGAAAAGAUUCAAGGAGACAGUAACCCUGUUUUAAGAAAACAACCCAAAAGAACUUCUGUUGUUGAGCUUAUUGGAAGUUCAAAGCCUGUUGUUCAAGAAAAGGCAGAUGGACAUAGACUUACCGUUUUUGUAAACAAAAAAGAUAAUCUUCAUGAUGGUGAUUCAUUUGGUGAUGCUCUUUUCAACGCACCAAUUUCUGUACCUCCCAAAAUGUCUAUUGGAGAUUCUAAUGAAUUUACUGUUCAAAAAAGAGUUAGACAAAGUGUUUUUGAAAGGGAAGACAAACCUAAAGAUACUAAUAAGACAGUAGAAUUAAAUGUAAACAAUAAUUCUGUUCCUGCAUUUUCAAAUUCAUUUGCAGAUUUUAAAAUUCCAUCACAAGGAGAUUUUAAUGGGUUUUCAUCAUUUGGUUCAGGGACAAAACAAAACCAAUCAAACCCAUUCGCUUCUGGCACUUUUUCUUUUGGUAGUUUAGGGCUUCAAGCUGAACCUCCUAAAGAAGAAAAGAUUGAAAAAGAAGUUGAAGAGCAACCACAACAAGUUACAAAAGAAGAUACACAAAGUGGACCUUUUGAAAAUAAAUAUUAUACUCCACAAAAACGUGAAUUUGUUUUAUUUGAAGCUCCAACAAUUCCAACAGAAAAAGAAGUUCCUUCACUUACUGCAAAGUUAGAAGAUGAAAAAGUAGUUGAAGAAAAAAAGAUUGAAGUAACAAAAGAUGGAUUCAAAUUUGAUUUUGGAACGAAUGAAACAGCAAAACCUGAAAAUACAUCAAAUGGAUUUUCUUUCGGAAAUAUUGAUUUUGGAAAAGGAUUCAAUUUUGGUACUUCUUCGAGUGCUGAAAAAACAAAUCAAAAGGAAAAUGAGAAAAAAGACAACGACAAACCAACAGAACAGACUAAUACUGCUUCUAAUCCUUUCACUAAUUUCUCAUUUAAUGGAUUUAAUAGUACUGUUGAAACUAAGAGCAAUGAAAAACCAAAAGAGGAAAAUCAAACAAAUAAUAUUUUUGGAGGAUUCUCAUUUAAUGGAUUUGGAACCACUGACAAGAAAAAAGAUGAAAAUACUUCAACUUCUAUCUUUGGAAACUUUUCAUUUGAUGGAUUUGGAACCACUGAUAAGAAGGUAAACGAAUCUUCUAAAGAAGGACAAUCUUCAAAGAAUUUAUUUGCUGGACUAAAAGAUAAUGAAAAUAAUGAAGAUAAAAAGGUUCAAGAAAAUGGGUUUAACAAUGCUGCUUUUGGAAAUUGUUUUGCAUCUACUGGGUUUGGAAAUAACGAAAAACCUAAAGAAGAGGCUCAAAAUACUUUAGGUUCAUUUAAUAAUAGUUCAAGUACAAAUAAUGCAUUUAGUUUUGGAAAUAGUUCUAAUUUAGGAAAUCCAUUUAACCAAUCACAAAACAAUAAUACAACUGAAAAAGAUGAUGAUAAAUUAGAAGAAGAAGAAAAUAAAACUGAAUUUAAGCCAGUUAUUAAGAUGGAAAUUCAAGAACAAAAGGUUGAUGAAAACCAAGAAUAUGUAAUGCAAAGUGUUAUUAAGAUUGCUCGUUUGUAUCAAGAGAAAAAUCAAGAAGGAAAAGUCAUUAGUACUGAAUGGAGAGCUCUUGGGUCUGAGGCAACACUUAGUGUGAUUAAGAAUAAACAAAAUGGCAAAAUUCAACUAAAUGUUAUGAAUACCGCUACAGGGUCUCCAUUUGUUCUCUGUUAUUUACAAAAGGGAGUUGUUUCUAUUAAAAAAGCAACUUCAAAUAGAUGUGUGUUCAAAUGCUUUGAAAAGGAUAAUACAACAAAUAAGAUUGUCCCUAAAUAUUACACACUAUGUUUUACUUCUGCUGAAGAUAAUGACAAACUCAUUGGAAUUAUUGAAAAACUUUAA